Molecule: messenger RNA, 765 nt
Organism: Colletotrichum destructivum
Lineage: Eukaryota; Fungi; Ascomycota; Sordariomycetes; Glomerellales; Glomerellaceae
Product: Putative prolyl 4-hydroxylase, alpha subunit
Exons: 2
Coding region: 1-765 (254 amino acids)
Biological process (GO): peptidyl-proline hydroxylation to 4-hydroxy-L-proline
Cellular component (GO): endoplasmic reticulum
Molecular function (GO): procollagen-proline 4-dioxygenase activity; iron ion binding; L-ascorbic acid binding
Source: RefSeq, a predicted model, not a curated record
AUGGCUGUCCAGAAACUUGUGUACACCUCAUUGAUCGUUGCUCUUCUUGCGGUUGUGUACUCGGCUAGUUCUCGAUUCGCAAACAUCCCGAAAGCUCCCUUCGACAACCCUUGUAAACGCCCGCCUUAUACGGUCCGGACAUUGUCUUACGACCCACUCAUUCAACAUCUCGAAAACUUCAUCACACCCCAAGAAUCUCGACACCUGGUCGCCAUUGCGCAACCUAGGUUCGAGCGGUCUCUUGCCAUCAGAACGGACGGGCGAUCUGUGGCCGCCGAAGAGAGGACGAGCUCCACCGCUUACCUGCCGCCAGACGACCCUGUCGUUCAAUGUAUCACGUCCAGGGCUUCCGAGUUCCAGGGAUACGUGGAUACUGGCAUGAUGGAAGACCUCCAAGUCACGCGGUAUCUGGAGGGACAACAGUACACGAAUCACUAUGACUGGGCAGCCAACCCUGCCGCGAGAAACCAGACGACAAACCGGGAAACAACUUUCUUUGCCGUCCUCGAUGUCGACUGUGCCAGCUGCGGGACCAGGUUCCCCAAGAUCUCGGUCGACUGGGCUCUCGAAGACCCAAAGUGGUGCGAGUUCGUUGAUUGCGCGGCUUCUACGGCGCUGACCGUUCGGGCGGUUCCCGGGAGUGCUGUCUUUUGGCGCAACCUUCACGCCGACGGAGCCGGUGACUUGCGAACGCUGCAUGCCGGCUUACCUGCGGUGGGAGGCAAGAAGAUUGGGUUAAACAUCUGGACCCGUCGGGAGAUUUAG